Messenger RNA from Zonotrichia leucophrys gambelii, 2134 nucleotides. It is a transcript of the gene SAMD10, whose product is annotated as sterile alpha motif domain containing 10. Bases 261 to 860 code for a protein of 199 amino acids. Gene Ontology annotation, biological process: cell surface receptor protein tyrosine kinase signaling pathway. The transcript is spliced from 5 exons. The record is from RefSeq and is a predicted model, not a curated record. NCBI's taxonomy places the organism in Eukaryota, Metazoa, Chordata, Aves, Passeriformes, Passerellidae. Gene Ontology annotation, cellular component: cytoplasmic side of plasma membrane. Gene Ontology annotation, molecular function: protein binding.
GGAAAGCGCCGAGCAUCCCCCGGAUCAGACGCCCCCGGGGCAGCGGGGAGGGGGUGUCGGUGUCAUUCACCCCCUGUCCGUGUGCGAGCGGCUCUGGCCGCCCGGAGCGGCGCUGAGCGUGCAGCCGGGGCUCAGAGCAGCGGGAGGGAGGCGCUCGGGGGAAUCAGUCAGGUGUGGACGAGGUAUGAGGGGAGGCAGGGAUGGAGCCGCACUCGUGACAGCGGUGCCGAGCGCUCACGCGCAUCCCUCCUCCCGCCGAGAUGCAGCAGGGCCGGCCAUCCCUCUGCUGCGUCUCCACCAUCCGCAGCUCGCAGGGACCACCCGAGCCAGCCGCCGCUGCCGCCUCUGCUCACUUCAGCUUCUGCCGCAGCCUCCUGGAGCACACGGUGUCGGCCGAGAACCUGAGCUACCGCCUGCAGCGCGCCGCGGGCAGCAGCCUCACCUGGCACGACGGCCGCAGCCAGCGCCCCGACGGCCCCGGGCGCACCGUCAAACUCCUGCGGCAGCCGGGCACCGAGGGCUCGCAGGUCCGUGGCUGUGACCACUAUGGCAUCUACCACACCAGCCCCACGCUGGGCAGCCUGGUCAAGCCAGUGGUGCUGUGGACCCAGCAGGAUGUGUGCAAAUGGCUGAAGAAGCACUGCCCACACAAUUAUCUCAUCUACGUCGAGGCGUUCUCCCACCACGCCAUCACAGGCCGGGCGCUGCUGCGGCUGAACGGGGAGAAGCUGCAGCGCAUGGGGAUCGCGCUGGAGGCGCAGCGCCAGGAGCUCCUGCAGCAGGUCCUGCAGCUCCAGGUGCGCGAGGAGGUGCGGAACCUGCAGCUGCUCAGCCAAGCUUCUUUUGGAAAUGUCUCCUAGCUGAUCCGUCUGUUUGGCAGAUUGCACCAACACUGUGAACCGAGCUCCGCUGGGAUGGGCUGUGCAUCGCCGAUACGAGACCUGAGCCACACGCUUGGAAUAAGAAGAGACAGCUUCCCAGACACUCCAGGGCUCCUCUCCUGCUUCUUCCUUCUCUUUCUUUUAAAGGAACGCAUUCCUGUGCAGGGGUGGAAGGUUUCUUCCAGCAGACAUGGCUCUUGGCUGGAGGAAAAUCAGCAAACCAGCUGCUGGGACAGAUGAUGAACUUCCAUCCACCUGAGCCUGACGGUUCACAGGGAAAGAGAUGGAAAAAAGGAGAUGGCAAAAGGCAGGGCUCAGCACUGUGGAGAAAGGGAAUGCAGUGAUUCCAGGGACAGCUCGGAGCCUUGUGCAGGACACUGAAGCAUUAUGCACUUGGGCAACAUCCCAGCACCCAGCAACUCGUGUCCAUGCCUUGGAGCUUAUUUAGGGAGCUUUGGUUUCCUCAUCAGACUGGGCUGCCUUCCAGUGGCCGGGGAGGUGACGUUAUCGGUAGCAAAUAAGAUGAUACAACCAGCCAAAAAAUUCACAGCGGGGCCAAGACCCCAGCACCCAGCUCCACUUGGUGAGUUAAAAAGGGAGCUGAGUCAUCAGAGCUGGAAAAUCUGCAAGUGAAAGCAGGCUGGAUGCACCAGGAGGCUGCCACGGCUGGGAGGAAGCUGUGCCAAGAGCUCAUCCUUCAUCAGCAGGCAGAGGGGGAGCCCAUGCAGGGGCUGGGGGCAGCAGGCUGGGGUGCUGCUGGGUGGUUGUGGGGCUGGGGGAGCACUGGGUGACCCAGCUCCCAUGCCUGGUCCUGCUCUGCUCCAUGCUCCCACCAGCUCUGCAGAGCUCUGUUCAUCCAGGCAUUGGCAGGUUCCUGUCCUGACCUCCUGCCAAGGGUUGGCAAUGGUGCCACCAAAGCCAGGCACCUUCCUGAUGACCUUCACCAUCAUUACAGUGAGAGUGUUUGCUGUUAGGUCUCCAUCUCCCAAACUCUCCCAUACAGAGCUACAGACUGCCCUUGUGGGCAGAUAAGGAAAAUCCGUGUGUAAAUCAGGAUUUUUGGCCAGGGUGGAUGCUGUCACCUCCCCACAUUCCACCUCAAGUGAUGAGGGUAGGGCUGUGGGUCAUGGGGGUCCGAAAACAGCAGCACCCCAAUCCCCCUGGGGCACUGGGAUGUGGAGGCAGGUCACGGUGCUCCCUGGCUGGGCAUCCUCCUGCCUGCUUCUCUGCUGGUAAUAAAUUGGAGACUGUUA